AUGUCUUGCUGCGUGAUUUCAGAGGUAGCACAGGAGAAUGAUUAUGCGUCUCUUAUCUCGUUCCUCCUGCCGGCGGCAGCUAGCGCUCGCUUCAUCGAGGCAAACGAAGUAGUCAACCGCAUCCUCCCUUACACGGAUGCGCUUCUAGAGAAAGUAGAAGCUCCAGAACGGUACCUCAUCGAGCUGUCUCCGGGUAAGACGGCAUGGGUAACCGAAGAGGAGAAAUGGGAGCUACGCCGUGGAGGGCUCAACUUCAUGGACAUCACCGAAAACGGCGACCUUGGUGCGCUACGUACUACUUCGAAAUGGACACCGAUUUUCCCCGAGAAAGUCCAGCUCCAAUCAGAAAUCCAUCCUCUCUUAAAGACGUUGUCGAAGGACCUGUUACAAGAACACCUCGAGAAGUUUUCGAGCUUCCACACGCGAUACUACAAAUCGGACUACGGCCGCCAGUCGUCCGAGUGGCUGCUGAAGACGGUACAAGAUACAAUUAAGGAGGCUGGUUCUGAUAAAUACGGAGUUAAAGCUGAGCACUUCAAGCACUCGUGGGGUCAAAACUCGGUCAUCGCAACGAUUCCUGGUCAGUCAAACUCGACUGUCGUCAUCGGUGCCCACCAAGAUUCCAUCAACCUUUGGUUGCCGUCGGUUCUUCCGGCCCCCGGUGCCGACGAUGAUGGAAGUGGUACUGUCACCAUUCUCGAGGCCUUCCGCGUCCUUCUAUCCUCAGAGAGCGUCAUCAAGGGCAAUGCGUCGAACACAAUCGAGUUCCAUUGGUAUAGCGCCGAGGAAGGUGGCCUCCUUGGUAGCCAGGCAAUCUUUUCGGAAUACGAAAAGCAGGGCCGUGAUAUCAAGGCCAUGCUUCAGCAAGACAUGACAGGCUACGUCCAAGGAACGCUUGAUGCAGGAAAGCCUGAGAGUGUUGGUGUGAUCACAGACUUCGUUGACCCCAGCUUGACGGCCUUCAUUAAGAAGGUCAUCGAGGAGUACUGCGAAAUCCCGUGGGUUGAGACCAAGUGUGGUUAUGCUUGCUCCGAUCAUGCGUCUGCCUCCAAGGCUGGUUACCCUUCCGCUUUCGUGAUAGAAUCGACCUUUGGCGAGUCGGACCAGCACAUUCACAGCACGGACGAUUUGAUCAAAUACCUCUCAUUCGACCACAUGCUUCAGCAUGCGCGCAUGACUCUUGCGCUCGUCUACGAGCUAGGCUUCACUGAUUUUGAGGGGCUGAAGAACGAGAACGAGAUGGGUGAGCUAUAA
Messenger RNA from Annulohypoxylon truncatum, 1254 nucleotides. RefSeq names its product Zn-dependent exopeptidase. Gene Ontology annotation, molecular function: metalloexopeptidase activity. Lineage: Eukaryota; Fungi; Ascomycota; Sordariomycetes; Xylariales; Hypoxylaceae. The record is from RefSeq and is a predicted model, not a curated record. Gene Ontology annotation, biological process: proteolysis. Bases 1 to 1254 code for a protein of 417 amino acids. The transcript is spliced from 4 exons.